AUGUCGUGGUUCCGUUCUUUCCGGAGAGGAGAGUCCGAGGUUCACAAGGAUCUAGGUGAGGAGUCGCUGGAGGGCGUGGGGUCGGAGGAGGUCGGGUUGAGCACAUACUAUGAUGCCCAAAGGCGUGUCCCAUUGGCUGGGUCGUCGUCUCCCGGUCCUUUGUUGUCAUCGGAGUCCUCGCGGCCUGAGCGCGGAUUCGUGCGGCCGGGAGCGGUGCUGGAGGUGUGCCCCAUCAACUGCGAAGGCGAGCACAGAGGAAUGGUUGUGUGCAAUACUGUCUGGCGUGGACAUGCAGGGAAAAACAUGGAAAUCGUGGAAUUUCAGUCGUGCCGUGAAGAAAGCAUUACCAGCGAGGAAGUCCACUUCCCCCCACUUGUCCCGGUGCUUCCUAUCUGUUUAGACGACAGUGAUGUAAUCGAAUCGCCAUCACUCUACACCUGCUCCCGACCCGGCACUGGCCGCGAUGUCGUGGCCGACAAGGAAUGUUCCGAACUACCUACAGAACCCGAGCGACGUAUGCAACCACCCGAGGGACGUAUGCAACCACCCGAGGGACAUGUGAUUGCCCAACAACCCCUGAAGCCUGCCGAGGCACCCUUACGACCCAAUAUCCAACAACCGCAUGUGACCCAGCGACUCACUACGAAGCCCCUGUGCUCACUCGAAGAUGUCAGCAAACCCGCCCAGUCCGUGCAGGCAGUCGUGCAACCGGUGGUGCAGGCUGUCGUACACGCAGUCCUAGGGGAGCGGUCACCGCGUACGGAGUUCGCGCCUUCGGAGGCCAAGUCUCCGUCCACUAAGUCCGACCUGCUUAACUCCAAGUUGGAAUCUCUCAAUCCCAAGUUCGAAUCGAGUCUCGAACAACCCACGUACCGCAUGCCGCCGGAAACGACUACGACCGUGCCGCCGGAAACGACUACGACCGGCAUGUGCAACGGACACGUUCCAUCUCCACAUGACCGCGAAGAACCCAAAGUUACCAGCCGGAGCGAUCAAUCGACGAAAGAGUGCACCGGCCUUCUUGAGACGCCGCUCGCGAUCCGACCCGGUCCCCGUGCCCCUGACCCGGGAACACGAAACUCGCAACCUCGUUCCCCCAAGAUCGCGGCGCUCGUGUCUCCUCUAGUACCUCGCGCGGCUCCCAAACUGCCAGCCAGGUCCUCCACGGCCGACUGCGUCCUGGACUCGGCACCUCACGGAAGGCCACCGCCCCCGCUUCAGGGACCAGGCGCUGCUUACCCAAGACUGCUACCUCGCGGCGCGGUAACCCGAGCACCACUGGAUCGAGUCCCGUUGGAUCGAGAACCGCCGUUGGAUCGAGCACCGCCCCUCGAUCAAGCAGGUGGAGGACCCGCAGUGGGCACCGUUCCCUGUCUCAGUGGCAGUCUGGCCGACCUCGGAGGAGGAUGUUCGAGCAGCCUGAGCAGACAGCUUUCCUCGAGUCGGAUGCCCACUCAACGGAGGCCGGAUGGCAAGGUUGAAUUCAAGGAUCCGGGCGCGGGCUUUCCGGGUGCGGGCUUUACGGGUGCGGAGUCGGGACCGUUGGGCCUGGGCGUCGUGACCAGGUUGGGUGUCCCGACCAGCCAUGGCAAUACGGCACAUAUGAAUAGUGCGUUAAUACGUUCCGGACUGGUACCUGCCUCCGUGUUUGGCCCAUUCGCAACCACUACGGACUCUACGGAGCCGUUAUGGAGUGGGACCGGCCCAGUGACCAGUCGUUCAGAUCGGAUAGGGUGGCACACUCAAGACAGUCUGCAGCAGAGCGAGAGACUGCAGAGCGAAGUGUUGCUGAGCGAGGUGCUGCCGAGCGAGGCCUUGCCGAGCGAGAGGAAAUCUGAUUCGAGGCUGGAGGAACCCUCACGACCCGAUCGUCCGGCUAACUCUACAGAGAGGAAGCUCCAGCUGUCUGCCAGACUCCGACUCGAUGAGCCUGUGGAGGGAAAAUUGGACCGAGAGGAAAGGUUGGACCGAGAGGGAGGGUUGGACCGAGAGGGAGGGUUGGAUCGUGAAGUGGGCCGUGUGGCCUGCAGUGGGUUGGACUCCUAUGCUCUCGACUUCGGAGGUUGGCUGAAUCAGGGUAGUAAGCCGUUUCCUCAGUCGGCUCGAGACUUGCUGGGUGUGACUAUGACCACGAGCAACGCGCAUUCGUACGACGACGUCGAUAGCUUCGACUUGCGAGGCAGUCGGGACUUGCCGGAAGGUAGAGGUCCCUUGAGCAGUCUGCGGACGGACUCGAUGGACCUCUUUCGGCAACAAAGUCUUCUACGUGAAUUGAGACGCGGUACCACAGUGGCCACCGUCAGCAUGGCGAACCACUACACUGACUCGCAUCGCAUUCUCAGGCAUCCCGAAGCCGAGCGACAACAACAACAAGCCGAUCGUAAACGGUUCGACCGCGUUAGUGUGGAUUCAGCGGACGAGGACAUCCUAUUGGACUCGAUGUGUCGCCGGCUUCCGCAGACUGGCCACUGGCGUCAGGAGUUGCUGAGCUCGCAAGACGGAUCUUCGGUCCCCGCGGAGUCUUUGGCCCUGGAUAAAUUCUCGGUCCCCGAGAGGCCCUCGGUCCCCAGGGAAGACUCCUCUUUGGUCGGUGUUGACUCCUUGGCCGGUGUUGACUCGAUGGCCGUGGGAGACUCACUGGCCGUGGAAGGGUCUGUGGUCGACCCACAGGACUUAUCGCCCCAGGCGGAGCCGGCGCCGGACUUGGGCGAGAUUGUAUUGUCUAAUCGACACAGCGAGCGGAGUGAGUUCACCUUCCAGCAAAAGCCGCCAGCAGCUACCGGGUCUGCAACCUCUGGGAGUGGUCCUGUAGCGCCUGGGUUCGGAACUGCGGACCCUGGAUCUGGGCCGAAAGUCGCUGGAAGCCGACUUGGUCGGGUUGCGGAUCUGACAGCUGGCGGUCUCCAGGAGCAACGGAACACCGGCUCGCUGGUGGAAGGCGCGUCGCACUCGUGCUCGUUCAUGGCAUCGCCGAUCGAGGUGCCACGACCCGUUCACAUUUGCGACUCGGUCGAAAGUGUGAGCAGCUACGAAAAGGACGACAGGGAACGCUAUGGGAUGGAACGGGAAGGGAUGGACCGAGGAGGGUUACAAGCUUUGGGCGGAGCAAGGGUUUCUGACGGGACACGGGUUCCGACUGGGACACGGGUUCCGACUGGGACACGGGUUCCGACUGGAGUACAGGGACCGAUUACAACGCAGGCACAGGACCAAGGUGGGGCUGGUGUUGGGCAUGGUUCUGUAUUAGCUCAGUUGGGUGUAAGACCGAAUGGCAGUCGGUCCUUGGCUGGUCGGAUUCGGUCGACUCGGUUCCGGGUGGCGGAGAGUUCCGACGGGAGCGAAGAUGCCUUUACGAAGAUGAGCACGGAGGGGUACCCGAUUGAGGAGCGGUUGGUGCGGCGUCUGACAAACAAUCGUAAGGAAAUGGUUGUAUUGCAACGUGACGGAUCGCAGUUCCGCGGUUUCGCAGAUACCGGUUGUCCUGAGACCUCUGACGGCGAACGAGAUCGAGAUCGGUCUUCCAACCUUGGUUCUGACCGAGGUAGCGCAUGCAACCUCGGUUCCGAUCAUGUGUCGGAGAGGGAUGCGCACGAAAGUGUGUCUGCGAAUUUGUCCACACACGAACGAGACGACCCCACGGGAGGAGGUGGUUCGUGUCGAAGCCGGUUCGUCCCGGAGGGUAAACCGCUGGUGCUGCCUUCCCUCAUGCCCUGUAAGACCCUCAUGCCCUGCAAGACCGUCAUGCCGCGCCCGGACUCCAGUCAAAACUCUUCCGUACAGUGCGUGCCCUCUGACGAAGCUUCCGUCAGCGACAACCGCGCCGCCUCGCUGCCCAACCUCGCCAGCGUCUCCGCCAGCGUUUCCGCUAGCGUCUCCGACCCCAUGGAAGAUCACGACGUCGAACCCCCGCAUCACGAUCCCGGACACCGCGAUGUGGGACACCGCGAUCUCGGACCUGUCGGACCUCCAGUGCAGCACCCUGAACCUCCAAUGCAACCGCUGCAGGCCCCUCCCGCCAUGCACGGCCUCCUGAUGCACCAGCCCCCGCUGCACGGCCUCCCGAUGCACGGCCAGAUGCCGAAGUCGGGAUGCGAGGGUGGGUUGCCGGAUGGGUUGGUGGGUAGCAGUGAAGUGGGCGCUUGCGGCCAGACGUUGAUAAAGAACAAGGGGCCGGCGGUGCAGUCGGCAACGCCACCGUCUGCGCAGGUCGUAUUGCGCAACGGGGAGAUGCGCACGACCACGUUGCCCUCCAAUUCAUCCUUCCUCUCGCCGCUGCCUUCGCUCCGACUGCAGUCCGUCUCUGACCUGCGCGUACCCGAGGACGCCGAGGAGCUGGAACUCACCUACCGCCUCCCCUCGGGUCGUCUCGCUCGCAGACCCAGUCCUCCGGAUACCGCUUGGGACCGCCGUCGCGUGGCCCUGCCCCUGGCGGCCGGAGACCUGGCGACCGGGGACCUGGCAACUGGAGACCCGGCGCCCGAGACCGAGGUGGCUUCGCCUUUCGGGGAUGGCUCGCCAAACGCAUUGAGAGCCGGAGCCAAACAGACCACGCCCAAACAGGCUACACCCAAGAGGGAAAACACCUUCGGUCGUGCUGACGACGAUGUCUGUGCUGAGAUCGGAUCCCUGCAUGGCCGGCCACCAAGAGGACUCAAGGUAAGCAAACGGAAGAAGCUUCGUAGUAAGGGGCGAGCUCCGUCUGAGACGAGGGUGAUCAGUGUUGGCGGCAAAGAAGCGCAGACACCGAUGCCGCAUAUCCAGACGCUCAGCAAGCUGCAGCAGGACUCCGCCCAACGCAGGCGCAAGUGGGAGAUCACUUGCAAUCUCUUUGUAAAAGGCAAUGUCACGGCAAGAACUCCACGAGACCGACUUAGCGCACGAGACCGACUUAGCGCACGAGACCGACUUAGCGCACGAGACCGACUUAGCGCACGAGACCAAGUCACCGCUGGAGACCGACUUAGCGCGAAGGAUCGAAUAAGUGCUAGAGACAACGUGAGUGCACGAGAGAGAGCAAGGACUCGAGAGAGAGUUAGCGCACAGUCCAAUCUCAGUCCAAACAGCCGACCCUCGGAGUUACGUCCGGCUGCCGGUGACAAGACGAGUUCUGACAUCACGAGCGCAGCCCGCCAGAGUCAACAGUUCGGGUGGUCCGAAGUGGACGGGGAGCAGAGGGCGGUGAAGGGGAGUGUAUGGUGUUGCGAGUCGUCACAGUGGAACCGGCAGUUGGACGGCUUGCGGUUUUAUAGUGAGUUGACGCCGCUGAUGAAACUGGAACCGCAACCGGUGCCUCUAGAAGUACGGCAGGUGCAGGUCUGUUGCACCGAGCUUCAGAAAGAACCGCCGCUGCCCUGCGGUAAAGGCGGUGUUUACACACUUGAUAGCCAGACCACGUCCGCCGGCGCCGACGACUCGGGACCCAUCCUCUCUGGCGGACUCGGCUCUCGUCCCGUCGAGAGCCGGCCAUGGCCGUGGCCGAGAAGCGGCCUCGGUACGGGAAAUGGUCUUGGUUGCGAGGACUCGGACGACGACGACUUGCUCAGCAUUACUCGGAGUCCCGCCGACGCACCACUUGGGUCGGCAGAUGGGGUUGGGUUCGAGCAAGCAGCAGCGAAGAUAGUGGAGCCAGUGAAGUUAGCGGAGCCAGUGAAGUUAGCGGAGCCAGUGAAGUUAGCGGAGCCAGUGAGACUGAGAUUAACCAAGAGGCAAGAGAUCAGUCAGAGGGAGGCGUUGGCGAGAAUAAGUAGAAUGGUGGAGUUGUGGGUGAUGCGGCAGCGGAUUGCACGUCUCUAUGUUUUGCAGAAGGCGGCGCGACGCAUCCAGCAGUGGAUGCGGAGUUCGCUGAUGAACCGGAACGCGGCCGGGACUGGGAGGCCGCGAUUGUACCGGGUUGCAUCCUCGAGCGAGAGCGGGGCCGAGCGACCGGCGUGGCGCCAGGGAGCGCCAAACAGUCUGGAGGAGCGCUGUCUGGGAGUGCGCCGGGCGCCGGAAGCGGGGUCGCGCACGCGGGUGCAGGCGGUCACGGGUGCGAUCGUGAUGCGCAGCGCGCGACCCCUGACACCGCUGCGUCCUCUGACGCCGCCGUUGCGACUCACACCACCGGCGGGCCGUUGCCUGCCCCAAAACCAGCGUUUCCUGACGGCCUCGAAGCUGACGAGCUUCGAGGGGCGAGUGGCCGGUGCUGAACGCACCCUCUUUGGAACCCGCCACGCCUCCAGCCGCCACGUCUCCGGCAGCAGCUUCGACAACGCCACCGGCAACAGUAGCGAAAUCGACGACAGCGACCGCGACCCCUGUGGAGACAGCCACUCCAGCUGCGACGAUCGGAGCGACUGCAGCCAAAGCGGGAGCGACAGUCAACUCGACAGCCGCAGCGAGAGCGAGAGCGAACUGGACGACCGGAGCGAACUGGACGACCGGAGCGAGAGCGACCGGAGCAAGCGGUACUCGAGCGAUUGUAGCAGUAGCUGCAGCAGCGGGCAUGGCCGCGGGGAGAACAGGUACUGUGCACGUCGCGUCCACGGCGGUCCAAGCCGCAGCCAGACGGGUUGCGCCCGCCCGAGCUACGGGUGCCUCGCGCAGGCGCCAGGCCGGCAAGGUCUGGCGCCUGCACACCGACCGAUCAUGCGGAGAGAGUAG
Gregarina niphandrodes is the source of this 6639-nucleotide messenger RNA. RefSeq lists its product as hypothetical. The record is from RefSeq and is a predicted model, not a curated record. NCBI's taxonomy places the organism in Eukaryota, Apicomplexa, Conoidasida, Eugregarinorida, Gregarinidae. The transcript has a single exon. Bases 1 to 6639 code for a protein of 2212 amino acids.